UCUGCAGUCGUGUAAGCCGUGCGCUAGAGGCUAGAUGGGAUUCGUUCGCUUUGCUUUUGUUAACAGCUAGCACAGAUCAUGUGGAUAAUUCACGCAGCUCUGCUAGUUCUCACCGUUUUCGUCGCAGGCGGUGGACAUGAAGUGCCUGCAAUGUCUCUUCUAACGAGAAAAGGUAAACGUUGGCCGGAACUGCCCAAAAACCACCAACGGUUCUCAUCGACGAGCCCAUUCCAGCAGCCAUUACACAGUGUGCCAGCAGCUAGAGAACCCGAAUUAGCGCUGGAUUUAUUUUCCGUCACGGGUAUUGAGAGAAAGGGGCGUACGGCCAACCCAGAAAUCUUAAAACGAAAUGAAUUCGGAGCUGGCCAUUUACCGGCAGAAGAAAACGAACAUCAUCGCAUUCGCCACAAUCGGCGCAAAACUGGUCGGCGGCACGCUUCCGUCGAGAACAAACAAUUGACAUUCGAGGCCGAAACGGACGACGGCCACGGCCUGUCGAGUAACAACAUGCAUGAACUUGACAGCUUGACUUCAACACCUCAGCCAGCCAACGGUGAUGAUGACGAAACGGAAAACGAAAUUGCGGAGGAGACAACGCCGCCAGACCCAACCUCCAAUCGUCCACCAAUUCUUCCACGGAGAUGCUCGGGAAAGAACAACGAUUCCAGCUGUACGUCCGAGCGCAAUAAUCGUUUCCCGUCGUCGGUCUUGAUGAUCGAAGCUCAUUACAAUCAGACGGUGCGAGACUUUUUGCAGAUCUGCACACCGGUGGAGCGGGUGGAAAUCGACAGCGUCGAUGACGUCCAACUGCUUCUCAACGCUCUCUAUGAGCAGAUGACGGUCAAGGACAAAGCAAGCGCCAGUCUCGUCUUGCUUUUCAAUUUGGAGCACUACGCCAAUUGGACCAAAGAACGGGUCAUCGAUGUUUUGCAGUCCUCGGUCAAUGCCCUUCACAACGGCUUCAACGACAUGACGAUUUACAGCAAAUUCCAUCAAGAUGGGGCCGAUUCCAACGACACCCAUCUCACGCUAACCUACGACGUCAAGUAUUGGCUCUCUGAAUUGUGCAACCAACGUCUGACUCCGUGUGCCGACUUCGCCUCCAUCAUUCUCGAGUCCGUCUUACAAAUGAACGACAUUGAAAAUGAAGGCGUCACCAAUCACUUGGCGUCAGGAGAAAUGGAUUCGUUAGAAGAUGCGUCGUCGCAAGCCAAUGCGUGGUGCCAGCAACUUGGACUGGGUCCAGGCUCCCGAAUCGUCGAUGUGAGAGCAUUGCCUCUCAAAUCUGCGGGUGGCUAUCAUAGGGAAGAAUCAAGCUUGGUACUUGGAGAUAUUCUGCCGAGAAAUUCCAAGUCAUAUGAUAAAAACAGAGCGCCGAAAUUUUUUGGACAACCAACCAUAGUGUACUUUCACGUAACCGUCUUAUCCAUUGAUACCAUUAAUGAGGAAUCCAUGACGUACGUAGCAGAUAUUUUCCUUGCACAGAGCUGGAGAGAUCACCGUCUGCGGUUACCAGAAGAUAUGACAGAAGAGUACCGAAUUCUUGAUGUCGGUUGGUUGCAAGACAUUUGGCGGCCGGAUUGCUUUUUCAAAAACGCCAAGAAAGUAACAUUUCACGAGAUGAGUGUUCCUAAUCACUAUCUCUGGUUGUAUCACGAUAAGACCCUAAUUUACAUGGCCAAGUUGACUUUGGUAUUGUCCUGUGCAAUGAAAUUUGAAAAUUAUCCGCAUGACACGCAAGUUUGUUCCAUGCAAAUUGAAAGCUUGUCCCACACCACACAUGAUCUGGUAUUUAAAUGGAACUUUACCGACCCCCUGGUAACCAAUCCCGAUAUUGAGCUGCCGCAAUUGGAUAUCGCAAAAAAUUCCACAGAAGACUGCACGCUAGAAUACUCGACCGGUAAUUUCACCUGCCUGGCCGUGGUAUUCAACCUUCGCCGCCGAUUAGGCUACCACUUGUUUCAUACUUACAUUCCGUCAGGAUUAAUUGUAGUUAUGUCUUGGAUUUCCUUCUGGAUCAAACCCGAAGCUAUUCCUGCCAGAGCUACAUUGGGUGUGACUUCCCUCCUUACUUUGUCGACACAAAGUACGCAGUCCCAGAGAUCUCUUCCGCCUGUUUCCUACGUCAAAGCGAUUGACGUUUGGAUGUCUUCUUGCACUGUUUUCGUCUUUAUGUCUCUAAUGGAAUUUGCAGUCGUUAACAGUUUUAUGGGACCAAUUGCAACCAAGCCGAUGAAGGGCUAUUCUGAAGAAGACUUAACGAUCCAUCGACCUUCCGGUUACAAUGGCACUUCUUCAUCCCUUCGCUUGAGAGGAAAAGCCUCUAGCCCUGCCCGUGGACCGCCGCCACCGCCGCCAGGCCCUCAAUAUGUUACCUUCUGUAACGGUCGCGAAGUGGCCUUGUUUAUUGAUCAAUGGUCGCGUCUCUUUUUUCCUCUCGCCUUCAUCAUUCUCAACAUUGUCUACUGGACUACUUUUUUGCACUGAAAAAUAAUCUUUGUUGUUUCCUACUGCUGUUAUGUGUGCAACCCACUGUACGCGCUGUCGAUCGACAGUAGCCUAGUACACCAUUGUGUUCCUCUGCUGUGCAGUGUAGACUAAAUUCUGAAGAAGACCGACAACAAUUUGUGAAAUACACAAUUUAAAAAACUG
Messenger RNA from Daphnia pulicaria, 2652 nucleotides. Its product is annotated as gamma-aminobutyric acid receptor subunit gamma-3-like. The record is from RefSeq and is a predicted model, not a curated record. Gene Ontology annotation, cellular component: membrane; neuron projection; synapse. NCBI's taxonomy places the organism in Eukaryota, Metazoa, Arthropoda, Branchiopoda, Diplostraca, Daphniidae. Bases 79 to 2487 code for a protein of 802 amino acids. The transcript is spliced from 14 exons. Gene Ontology annotation, molecular function: extracellular ligand-gated monoatomic ion channel activity; transmembrane signaling receptor activity; neurotransmitter receptor activity. Gene Ontology annotation, biological process: nervous system process; regulation of membrane potential; chloride transmembrane transport.